AUGGAGAGAGGUCUCGUCGUUGGAAUUUGUUGGACCUUACUCGGUUCGACAUUGGUGAAUGGAGCAUUUCAGUUGCAAAAUGUGGUUUGCGAGACUUUGGACACCUCGGUCUCGGAAUUCACCCGCUGCGAGAUGAAGAUUAUUCGACGCGGAGUGGCUGCCUUCUACAUGGACUGGAAACUGAACAAAGUGCCAAUCAACAACGUGGACAUCAAUGUGGCGCUGUACAAGAAAUCAAACGGAUAUCGCCCAUAUCUCUUCAAUCAGUCCUUGGAUUUCUGCUACUACAUGCGAAAACCCCAAGCGCAUCCAUUAAUUCAUAUGUUGCACAGGGUUUUUUUACCCGCAUCCAACAUAAACCACUCCUGCCCCUAUGAUCACGAUUUGAAAAUAAAAGAUCUGGUCUACACCAAGAACGAUUUGAAAGAUCUCCCCAUACCCAAUGGGGAGUAUAUGAUACAACUGAAAGUGGCAACUGAAAAAGCCUAUUGCGCUUCAAUAAAGAUUUACGUAAGAAGAUCCGAUUAA
Drosophila biarmipes is the source of this 528-nucleotide messenger RNA. RefSeq lists its product as uncharacterized. The transcript is spliced from 2 exons. The record is from RefSeq and is a predicted model, not a curated record. The coding region runs from base 1 to 528 and encodes 175 amino acids. NCBI's taxonomy places the organism in Eukaryota, Metazoa, Arthropoda, Insecta, Diptera, Drosophilidae.